This is a messenger RNA of Lolium rigidum, 1563 nucleotides long. Its product is annotated as fasciclin-like arabinogalactan protein 8. NCBI's taxonomy places the organism in Eukaryota, Viridiplantae, Streptophyta, Magnoliopsida, Poales, Poaceae. Bases 1 to 1563 code for a protein of 520 amino acids. The transcript is spliced from 2 exons. The record is from RefSeq and is a predicted model, not a curated record. Gene Ontology annotation, cellular component: plasma membrane.
AUGCGCGACUACCCAGCUGCUCAUCCAUCGAUCAUGGCUCCUCCUCCCAACAACACACCCUUCUUCCUCAUCGCGCUCGCCGCCGUCGUCCUCGUGAUCCGCCCGGCGCCGGCUGCCGCAGAGGUCACCGUCGCGCCGCCCAUCGACAUCCUCAAGACCCUCUCCGCCUACCCGGAGUUCAGCGCCUUCACCUCCAUGAUCAACGACACCGGCCUCGCCCUCUCCAUCAACGCCCAAAAGACGGUCACCGUGCUGGCCGCCAACAACACCGGCCUCCCCGUCGCCGCGCUCCGCCGCCUCCCGCACCAGCUCCUCGGCGACCUCCUCUCGCUCCACGUCGUCCUCGACUACCUCGACCCGGAGAAGCUCGACGCGCUGCGCCUCGGCCGCACCGGCAAGGGCUCCAAGGUCACCACCCUCCUCCCGGGCCGCGAGACCAAGUUCCUCCGCGUCACCGGCGGCGACAAGAGCCGCAUCACCUUCUCCUACGCCGGGCCCAUCGGCAGCGGCCGGCCGCCGCGGAACGCGACCCUCGUCAGGGUCGUCACCGCGCAGGCCUUCAGCCUCAUGGUGCUCCAGGUCGACGGCCUCGUCCUCCCGGCCAUGAUACCGGCCACCGUCGCCGCCCCGUUCGACGUCGCCAAGAUCAUCGCCGGAUUCCCCGACCUCGGCGCCUUCGCCACCCUGCUCGCCCAGACAGGACUCGCCAGCGCCAUCAACGCCCACCCGAUCGUCACCGUCCUCGCCGUCAACAACACCGACCUCGCCGCCGCGCUCGGCGGGAUCCCGCCCAAGGCCACCGCCGACGUCCUCGCGCUCCACGCCGUCCUCGACUUCCUCGACACGGAGCGGCUCGACGCGCUGCGCCGCGGCCGCACGGGCGACGGAUCCAUCGUCACCACCAUGCUCCAGGGGACCGGAUCCGGCGGCCGGGGCCGAGGCGCCGGGUUCGUACGCGUCUCGGGCGGCGAGGACGGCCGGAUCACCUUCUCCUCCGCGGCGCCCGGCGCCGGCGCGACGCGCAACGCCACGCUCCUGAAGGUAGUCACCAGGCAGGCGUUCAGCGUCAUCGUGCUCCAGGUGAACGGCCUCAUCGUCCCCCCAGGCCUCGUCGUCGCGCGCGCACCCGCACCUUCACCACAGAAACCGAGGGCCAGGCACAUGUCGCUGCCUCCCACCCCUGCGCCAGCGCCGGCGUACUCGCCGGCGUCCCCAGUCAUGCCCGAGCCUGAACCGGAGGGGCCCAAGACCACGCCGCCGCCAUCUUCGGUCAUCCCGAUACCCAGCGUUCACGGCGGAGUGGCGGCCAAGAUUCCAGCGCCGAAUGCCGGACACAUGGUGACGGGGACCUGGUGGAGCAGUGCCGGUGCGGCAUUGGGGAUCAUGGCGUGCCUGCUUGCCAGUCUUCACCCUGGGCAUGAGCAGGAUGUAUUGAGGAUUGGUGCUGAUGCACUGCAGCAGAGGGCGAUGGAUGAAGCUGGGACUGGGCCGGUCACUCAUGCAGCUCCGCUUGCUGCUCCUACUAGAAACAUGGAUGAUAACAUGGAAGGUGAUUCGUGCUGA